Molecule: messenger RNA, 3463 nt
Organism: Scophthalmus maximus (turbot)
Lineage: Eukaryota; Metazoa; Chordata; Actinopteri; Pleuronectiformes; Scophthalmidae
Gene: gys1
Product: glycogen synthase 1 (muscle)
Exons: 16
Coding region: 232-2352 (706 amino acids)
Biological process (GO): glycogen biosynthetic process
Cellular component (GO): cytoplasm
Molecular function (GO): alpha-1,4-glucan glucosyltransferase (UDP-glucose donor) activity
Source: RefSeq, a predicted model, not a curated record
CAUGAAUAAUGUCCCACAUGCCCGCUCUUCCCCUCGCAUGGCGGCGGGCUGUGGGCGGAGUGCCGUCCCUUAACAUGACAGCGAGCGCACCAAACCAAUGUGAAUCGCUGGCAUUUAACCACGGCCGCCGCCCCCCUUUUCCUCCACACGGUUGCCCCGUUGCUCCCGGAACGACCGCGACAGCUGCCGAUGUGUAGCUCAUCUUCGUGAAGUUGGGACAAGACCGAAGGCAUGCCGCUUGCUCGAAGCCUCUCCGUCACAUCCCUCUCAGGACUGGAGGAGUGGGACGAGGAGUUUGAUUUAGAGGACGCUGUCCUUUUUGAAAUUGCCUGGGAGGUCGCUAACAAAGUUGGAGGCAUUUACACCGUCAUCCAGACCAAAGCCCGUCUGACCUCAGACGAAUGGGGGGAGAACUAUUUCCUGGUCGGUCCCUAUGUGGAAAGCAACGUGCGCACUCAGGUGGAGCUGAUCGAGCCCACCAACCCUGCGCUGAAGAGGACCAUUGACAAGAUGAACUCCAGUGGGUGUAAGGUCUACUUUGGGCGGUGGCUUAUCGAGGGCAGUCCCUACGUUAUACUGAUUGAUGUUGCGUUCACUGCCUGGUCUCUGGACCGCUGGAAGAGUGAGCUUUGGGAGUUCUGUGACAUCGGCGUGCCUUGGUUCGACCGAGAGGCCAACGACGCUGUGCUCUUCGGCUUCUUGACGGCCUGGCUCCUGGGAGAGUACGCAGCUCAGUGUGAGGAGCCUCCACACAUCGUGGCCCAUUUCCACGAGUGGUUGGCCGGCCUGGGCCUGAUUUUGUGUAGACAGAGACAGCUGCCUGUUGCAACCAUCUUCACUACUCACGCUACACUGCUGGGACGAUACUUGUGUGCUGGAAAUGUGGACUUCUAUAACAAACUCGCGGAGUUCAACCUGGAUAAGGAGGCAGGCGACAGACAGAUCUACCAUCGCUACUGCUUGGAGCGGUCAGCUGCACACUGUGCCCACGUUUUCACCACUGUGUCACAAAUUACAGCGAUUGAGGCGGAGUACCUGCUUAAGCGUAAACCAGACAUCAUCACUCCCAACGGGCUCAAUGUGAAGAAGUUCUCAGCCAUGCACGAGUUUCAAAAUCUCCAUGCUCAGAGCAAGAAUCGGAUUCAGGAGUUCAUCAGGGGACAUUUCUAUGGGCACCUUGACUUCAACCUGGACAAGUGUUUGUUCCUCUUCAUAGCUGGAAGGUAUGAGUUCUCCAACAAAGGCGCUGACAUCUUCUUGGAGGCUUUAGCCAGACUCAACUAUCUACUGAGGGUCAACCACAGCGAUGUGACUGUCGUUGCAUUCUUCAUCAUGCCAGCUCGAACAAACAACUUUAAUGUGGAGACGUUAAAGGGCCAGGCAGUGAGGAAACAGCUAUGGGAUACUGCUCAGACUGUGAAGGAACGCUUUGGAAAGAAACUGUAUGAGUCACUUCUAGUUGGGCAGCUGCCAGAUAUAUCAAAGAUCCUGGACAAAGAGGAUUUGACCAUAAUGAAGCGCGCCAUCUUCGCAACUCAGAGACAGUGCCAGCCUCCAAUCUGCACCCAUAACAUGCUGGAGGACAGCGGUGAUCCCAUCCUCAACUGCGUCCGCCGCAUCGGCCUUUUCAACAGUUCUGCUGACCGUGUCAAGAUAAUCUUCCAUCCAGAGUUCCUUUCGUCCACCUCUCCUUUACUUCCAAUGGAUUAUGAGGAGUUUGUAAGAGGCUGUCACCUCGGUGUCUUCCCCUCUUACUAUGAGCCAUGGGGCUACACACCUGCCGAGUGCACAGUCAUGGGAAUUCCAUCAAUCUCAACCAACCUGUCAGGCUUUGGCUGUUUCAUGGAGGAACAUAUAGCCGACCCCUCGGCCUAUGGUAUUUACAUCCUGGACAGGCGGUUUCGGGGGGUCGAUGAGUCUUGUAACCAGCUCACUUCCUUCCUGUUCCAGUUCUGCAAGCAGAGCCGGCGUCAGCGGAUCAUCCAGAGGAACCGCACUGAGCGCCUGAGUGACCUGUUGGACUGGAGAUACCUCGGCAGGUAUUACAUAGCUGCUCGUCACAUGGCCCUGGCUAAAGCUUUCCCUGACACCUACCUAUACGAACCUCAUGAGCCCACCUCUGCCUCAGGCUUCCGUUAUCCCCGACCUGCCUCUGUGCCGCCAUCUCCUUCUCUGUCCCGCCACUCCUCCCCCCGCCACAGUGAGGCAGAGGACAAUGAUGAAGACGAGCGCUACGACGAGGAUCUGGAGGCAGAGAAGGACCGGGUAAACAUCCGCCAGCCCUUAACCAUGCCAUUCAAAAACAAGUCUCCUGCUGUCUAUGGGGCCAACGGGAACGGCGAUGGUGUCUAAAGCGAGAAAAACUGAGACGCACACACAUAGACACACAUACAGGACAUACAGUAUACGCAUCACAUGCUAAACUUCACUUUGUAAACCUUGAUCUGUGGAAAUCAUUAAAGUCAUCCAUGUACCAUGUAGAGAAGUUGUGAAUGCGAGUGAUGAAUUUAAUAUUGGCUUGUUGUGAAAGAUUAUAUCACUGUCAGUGUCUUCCCAACCUGUGCAUACCUCAGAAUUUUAAAAAACAUAUCUGUAAGUUCAAUUUUCUUUCAGUUACACCAGCAGUGAAACCAGUGUCUUGCUUUGUGGAGUGAAUGCAUGCAGCAGCUAGAAAGGGCUAAACGACAGCUCAACAUGGAAAAAAAAAUCAGGAUUGCUUGAGUACUAACACUGGAUAGCAUACUGUACAAGCAUUGACAUAAUAAUUUAGGAUUAUUAGGAAUCUCUUUAGGAGGGGUUUUAUACUUGAUUCAAAGGUGGGUCAGAGGAGGGGACACUCCUUUUUUACCAGCAUUUCCUCUUUACACAUUGAAAACAGGAUCAGCUACUUUCCAGCUAAAGACCGAUUUAAAGACAGUGUCAGUUGCUCUGAGUAUCCACAUGUUAAAGCGCUUAUUCUUAUUACCUGCGUUUGGCUUAAAAGUGUGAUUAUAAUCGGGAGCUUCAAACUCAACUGUCCACCUUUUUUUGUAGUGUUUUUGUUCUGUCUUUUGAAGGCCUUAUUUACCACACCACCUCCCAGAAUGGAAAUAAAAUGUAAAAGGCAAAUUUUUUUCUCUUACCUUAUUGUAUCACAGCUUUUCAGUGACGAUCAUCAAUGAACAACCUCACACUCUCUGUUUUUAUUUAUGUCUGUGUGUGCUUUUGUGGAGAUGGAUAUUUCUGGGUUUGCCUUUUAUUUAUUUUGUGAAAUGAAAAGAAAGGAGAAAGAAAAGAAUAUUUCCUGUGAUGGUAACCAGGUUUUCAGGUGAAAGACAAGAUAAAUGGGCUGGAAAAUCUGUGUUUUUCCUGGAAGAAGGAAAAUAGUUUUACCAGGCAUAUACUCACACACCCUGUAACAGUUUCAUUACCCGUUCAAAACUUGCACCGGAUUAAUUUAUAAUAAAGUUGAAAUAUAUAUGUA